AUCGAUGAAUCGUGUGCCAAUGGUCCGACGGCCUGCUGUCACGGUUGUUACCCUCCCGGUGGUUGGUUGAAUGUCCAACCACGGCACAAGGUGGAUUGCGGAGUGCCGGUGCAAAGACCAUUGCGAGGCUUCAGCAGAUCUCCCUCCUCUAGCUCGAACAAUGAGGAGGGGCAAUGGGUGCACAGCCCUCAAUCUGUCAAACGAACCAGUUGCAGAUGACGAAACAAGUCGCAGUACAGGGUCCAGGCAUGUUCAUCGAGGAGCCGAGCUUGACGCGGUACGGCCAGCGGCGACUUAACACGACGAGUUAUUCCCCACCCGUAUCACGGAUUAUGUCUGGAGGUGCGUCGCGAUAUUGGGAGGUUGCUGCGAACCAAGGUAUAUCCCGACUCCGAAAGGCAACCCAUUAUCUCCUGCUUCGACCGACCGAUCAAUGUUGCAAGCGGGAGUCUCUGUUAGCCCUUCGUUGCCGCGAACGCACGUCUCUCCAAUUGGCUUUGCCUGCAAAUAAGGCACAUCAGAUCUGCGUCAGUUCCCCGAUCGAUGUCGCUUGUUCCCAGCACACCCGUUCACAGCCAUGGCCAGACCCUGCACACGCCAAUUUCCUCUAUCAAAAGACGCCAGACGCCAGACUCCAGACAUCUCAGUCCAUAGUUGGUCCAACAUGUCCACUCCGAAAGGCACCGUCUCUGAUGGCGAGUUAUGCCACUUGCCUCUUCUCGGUGACCUGCAUUCAUGGCAUAACGUAUUGCACAUCAUCUUGCAUACUAUACUUCUGACCAUUCAUGUUUCUCCAACCAUGAGCCUCGUCAACGGAAUGCCGCAAUCCAUGACGCCGCCGGACCCCACACGGACCGGACAUUUG
Molecule: messenger RNA, 865 nt
Organism: Colletotrichum phormii
Lineage: Eukaryota; Fungi; Ascomycota; Sordariomycetes; Glomerellales; Glomerellaceae
Exons: 1
Coding region: 174-779 (201 amino acids)
Source: RefSeq, a predicted model, not a curated record